This is a messenger RNA of Naegleria gruberi, 2023 nucleotides long. RefSeq lists its product as uncharacterized. Gene Ontology annotation, cellular component: ribonucleoprotein complex; nucleoplasm. Gene Ontology annotation, molecular function: mRNA binding. The transcript has a single exon. The record is from RefSeq and is a predicted model, not a curated record. Gene Ontology annotation, biological process: regulation of RNA splicing. Lineage: Eukaryota; Heterolobosea; Eutetramitea; Acrasida; Naegleriidae. The coding region runs from base 1 to 2001 and encodes 666 amino acids.
AUGGCUCAAUCAGUAGAUACCCAACAAGACUCAUCCGACAAUACUCCAACAAACAAUUGCAGUACAAGUACUGCAAAUAAUCAACAAACCGAGCAAGAUGGUCAACAUUCUAUUCAGAAUUCUAUUUCCGAAUGUUUAAAAAAACCACUUUCUAUCCAUUCACCUUCCUUUGAACCACCUCUUCAUGUUUUACAACAAACAAUUAGACAAGAGAGAGUACUUUUUCAACAAGUGAACUCUCCUCUAACAGAUGAAUUUAAAACUUGUGUUGUAAGAUUGAGAGGAUUACCUUGGACAAGCACAGUCCAGGAUAUUGCAGAAUUCUUUUCUGAAUUCAAACUUGCUAAAAAGGAACAAUCCAAAGAUGAUACCGACUUGUCAUCAUCUGAAAUUCAACCAACAAUAGAACAGCCAAGUACUUGCAUAGUAGAUUCAAGCUCUCCAUCACAGUUAACCUAUGCAGCUAUAGUAUCUAUGGGCGUUUCAAGUAAUGAGCAAAUAACUGAUAUUGAACAAGUAAUCCAACAACCAAUUAAGCAAUACAAAAUUUCAGUAGAUACAGCAAAGGAUAUGGAUAUUAUACUAAUGUUAAACUAUUUUGGAAAAUCAACUGGUGAAGCCUAUGUCAGAUUUGAAUCUGAAGAAGAGCUCGAAAAAGCAAGAAAAACUAUGGAUAAGAAGAAUUUAGGUAGCAGAUAUAUUGAAAUUUUUAAAUCUACCAUUGAAGAAAUGGAACAUUCUAGAAGAGUAUUAGAAAGAAACUUGAAGAAUUUGAAUAAUUCUAAAAUUUUAAAGAUGCGUAAUGUACCAUUUUCUGCAACUGAAGAUGAAAUUGAAACAUUCUUCUCUGGACUCACUAUUGCAACUGUUCAAUCAAGAAAUCAAGCUGAACAAUCAAAUGAGACUAGAAGAAGAAAAGUGUACUUUGUUUUAAACCCAAUGAAUGGUAAAAGAACUGGUGAAGUUUUCGUUGAGUUUACUUGUCAUGACCAAAUGUUACAAGCCGCCAAGAGAAACAAGGAAAAAAUUAGAAAUAGAUAUAUUGAAUUAUUCCAUAGUAGUAUUUCAGAAUUGAGAGCAUCUCAAUACUAUAUUCAACAACAACAACAACAAAAUUACUUUCCAUACCAACAUAUUACAAGACCUAGAAUAUCAGGUGUACAAAAUAGAAAGUCCAAUUUCAUUGUAAAAAUUGAAGGUUUACCAACUAGUUUUGAAGAAAAUGAAAUUGCUGAGCUCUUUAAUGGUUUAUCUUUAUCCGAAGCAGGAAUUCAUCUCAUUUUUGGUGAAGAUGAAUGUUCUACAGGUGAAGCUUUUGUUGAAUUUGUAAAUGAAGAAAGUUUUGCCAAAGCUCUAGAACAAAAUGAUACUACUAUUUCUUCAGUGGAUGAAAAUAAUGUAGAACAACAAAAUACCAUCAAAGUAAUAGCAUCUGAUCGAGCUGAAAUGUUGUCAGUAUGUGGCAUUGAGGAGGAGGAGGAGGAACAAGAUGAAGAGGAAGAACCAUCUAACAAUACUACACUUGAAACAACACUCGAUCAAACCAACCAUAACGAUUACUCAAAGAGAAGAUUUAAUUAUAACAAUAACUUUGCUUAUCCAAUGGUGUAUUAUGUUCCUUCCUAUACUCCAUAUUAUGUCAAUCCUUAUUUUCAACAACAAGGACAAUCAUUUAGAAAUAAUUUAGAUCCAAACACAGAUUCAACAAUUGUUAAACAACCAUUCAAAUAUAAGUUAUUCGAACAUCCAGAAAGAACUCUAAAGAUGCGUGGAUUACCAUUCUCUUCAACUGAAAAGGAAAUUGCAGAAUUCUUUGCAGGAUAUGAUUUUGAGGAGGAUUCAAUAAGAUUCAAGAUGGAUUUCAAAAGAAAUCGUCAAACAGGAAUUUGCUACAUUAGGUUCAGAACCAAGACUGAGGCUGAAAGGGCAGCCAAUGAAAGAAAUAGAUGUAAUAUUGGCGAUCGUUACAUUGAACUUUUUACAAUCACUCCAAAAACGUAAUUAAAAUUUACUUUGAUUUAUG